Messenger RNA from Tupaia belangeri chinensis (Chinese tree shrew), 1862 nucleotides. RefSeq names its product spindlin interactor and repressor of chromatin binding (gene SPINDOC). NCBI's taxonomy places the organism in Eukaryota, Metazoa, Chordata, Mammalia, Scandentia, Tupaiidae. Gene Ontology annotation, biological process: negative regulation of DNA-templated transcription. Bases 89 to 1231 code for a protein of 380 amino acids. The record is from RefSeq and is a predicted model, not a curated record. The transcript has 6 exons.
CCCGGGGGGAGGUGGCCGCCCGCUGCGCGCCGAGGCCUGCGAGCAGGUCCUCCGGCGUCCAGUCACUUGGAUUGCCCCCGGCCGCACCAUGGCCUUGAGGGCCGAGGGCGCUGCGCUGGACUGCUUCGAGGUGACGCUCAAAUGCGAGGAAGGAGAGCGGGAGGGGGCGGGGUGGGGGGCGGUAUUCCCGCGCCCGGAGCCGAUGCUCAGAGUGACCCAGCAGGAGAAGACCCCACCACCUAGGCCCAGCCUGCUGGAGGCCAGCGGUGAUGGCUGUGAGGAGCCCAAGCAGCAGGUGUCUUGGGAGCAGGAAUUUCUGGUGGGCAAUAGCCCUGGAGGCAGCGGGCGGGCGCUGUGCAUGGUGUGUGGAGCCGAGAUCCGGUCCCCCUCAGCUGACACGGCUCGCACACACAUCCUGGAGCAGCACCCUCACACCCUGGACCUGAGCCCUUCUGAGAAGAGCAAUAUCCUGGAGGCCUGGAGUGAGGGGGUAGCCCUUCUGCAGGACGUCAGAGCUGAUCAGCCCUCCCCACCCAGCUCAGACCUAGGCAGGGAUGUCGAACCAGACCCAGACUCCAACCCAGACCCUACCAGAAUGCCAGCAGAGAUCGUGGUUCUCCUUGACUCUGAAGACAACCCAUCCCUCCCUAAAAGGACCCGGCCCAGGGGCCUCCGCCCCCUCGAGCUUCCUGCUGCCCCUACCAUAGAACCAGCAAAUAAGAAGCCCCGUGGUCAGAGAUGGAAGGACCCCCCUGGGGAAGAGCCAAUCAGAAAGAAAAGAGGCAGACCUAUGACCAAAAUCCUGGACCCCGACCCAGACCCCCCGUCCCCUGACUCACCCACAGAGACGUUCGCGGCACCUGCUGAGGUCCGGCACUUCACGGACGGCAGCUUCCCCCCUGGCUUUGUCCUUCUGCUUUUCUCCCACACCCAGCUCAGGGCCUCGGACAGCAAGGACUCUCCUGCAGAGAGGAGAGUGGCUGAGGGAGCCCUGCCCCAGCCAGAAAGCCCCUCUCCAGCUCCCCCUCCGGGGCUUCGCGGGACACUGGAUCUCCAGGUUAUCCGUGUGCGGAUGGAGGAGCCCCCAGCUGUCAGCCUCCUGCAAGACUGGUCCAAGCACCCCCAGAGCACGAAGGGCGUGGGAGCAGGUGACACCCCAGGCUGGCCUGCAGUUUUGUCGGAAUCCAGCACCACGGUUGUAGGGGAGCCAGAGGCAGGGAGUGGGGUGUAAGUUCUUGCUUUCCUGGGGAAGGAGGGCGGGUGGGAGGAAGAAGGCAGCGUUCCCCCUUGGCUUAUAACUCAGAGCUACCCUGCUCGGCCACCUGUUGGAGAGUGAAAUCAGGUGCCAGGGCAGGAUGGAGAGCUGGCUGGAGCAGCGUCUGCUCUUACUUUGGGACAUGGAAAAUGUCUGCCCCGGCCAGGCCUGUGGUGGGGCCCUGAGGUAGGCAGGGGUGGCCGAGGCUGUUGCGCAGUAGGGCAUUGGGCCUGUGGAGAACACCUACCCCAAUCCUUUGCUGACCCACACCUCUAUUUGUCCCCACACCUCCUCACACCCUCUCAGCUCCCCACCAUUCUCCCUUGGCACAGUGCCUUACACAGAGGUGGUCAUGGCGGGGUUUGAACUGAGUCCCACUACCUCGGGGAACACCUCUCCUCCCCCACUUGUUCAGGCUCCUCAACUAGGAAGCCUCCAUUACCUCUUCCCACUUCAUCCCUGCAGAGGGCUGAAACAGCCCACCUGGGUGCCCUAGUCACACCCACUCUUCUUUUCACCUGUUUUCCUGUUGUAUAUAUCACCUUUGUUGACAAUAAAUUAUUUUUUUUUAUUAAGAGAGUUCCGUCUGGGCCAUCAUUGGGGAAGG